ACGUUUGAUGUGCGCAUGCGUGACCAGUUUUUUCCCCCCCUCCACCCGGUAGCUGAGAGUUCCUUCUUGUGGGUGGGCAUGUUGCCUCAAGUGCGCCUCAGUCUUCUCCCAAGAGCCCGCUGCCUUUUCGAUGAGCCCGUUCACGUGAAGGUGGCCGGUCUAGAGUCCAGACAAGUGGUCACUCUGAGGGCCCAGGCCACCGACGAGCGGGGGGUGGUCUUCCGCUCGGCGGCUGUCUACAGAGCAGAUGGUGACGGGGAGCUGGACCUCUGCCGGGAUGCCGCCCUGUGCGGUUCCUACGAGGGGGUGGAGCCUAUGGGCUUACUGUGGUCCAUGCGGCCCAUCGUCCCACACAAAUACUUCCAUUGGAGUAAGGCGCUGAGUCCCCACCUGGUCAGGUUCUCGGUGCACGAUGGUAUGGACGUGGAGGAGAAAGAACAUGGAGGUGCCCUCGCGGAGGUCAUCAACGAGAGGGUCCUGUUGGGGGAAGGCGUCGUCAGGGAGGUUGUCAACUUCGGGAAGGGGAACGGAGUGCUGUUUACACCACCAGGCGAGGGUCCGUUCCCUGGCGUGCUGGAUUUGUCCUCCUUUGCUUCAGAGAAACGAGCCAGCCUUUUGGCCAACAAAGGCUUUGUGGUCCUGAACGUGUCCGUCAUGUACGACAAGCCUGCCAAGAUCAACUAUCUGGAGCUGGACCACUACCAGGAGGCUCUGGUCUUCUUGCAGCAGCAACCCAAGGUGGGCGGUGACGGAUUGGGCGUGAUCGGGCGUUCCAAAGCGGGCGACAUCGCCUUGUCCCUGGCAUCCUUCGUGCCGGGUGUCCGUGCGGUGGUCUGGAUCAACGCCUGCAGCGGAAACAUGGGAGCGCCUCUGCACUACCGGGGUCGAGAGGUCCUCUCCCCCGUGACCUUGGACUUGACCAAGAUCAUACCCGCUGCCGACGGUGCCAGCAUCAUCAAGUUUGGUGUUACCGACCCCAACAGUGAAGAGAACCGGACCAGCCGGGUCCCCAUAGAGAAAGCCACUGCCGACUUCCUCUUCCUGGCUUCCGAGGACGACCUCAACUGUGACUGCCGGGCCUCCAUGGAAAGCAUGGCAGCACAACUCUGGUGAGUAGAUCGUCUAAGGCUCUGGGG
Hippocampus comes (tiger tail seahorse) is the source of this 1136-nucleotide messenger RNA. Its product is annotated as acyl-coenzyme A thioesterase 2, mitochondrial-like. Lineage: Eukaryota; Metazoa; Chordata; Actinopteri; Syngnathiformes; Syngnathidae. Gene Ontology annotation, molecular function: fatty acyl-CoA hydrolase activity. Gene Ontology annotation, biological process: fatty acid metabolic process; acyl-CoA metabolic process. The coding region runs from base 16 to 1113 and encodes 365 amino acids. The transcript is spliced from 4 exons. The record is from RefSeq and is a predicted model, not a curated record.